Molecule: messenger RNA, 4623 nt
Organism: Symbiodinium natans
Lineage: Eukaryota; Dinophyceae; Suessiales; Symbiodiniaceae
Source: the annotation of a GenBank genome assembly
AUGGCGACCAGCGAUGGGAAUGUCAGCUGCGAGUAUUAUCAUCAGGGCGGCUCGACUCCCGCUUUCCUGUACUACCAUUUGGAGCCAAAUGGCUCGAGAACUGAAGUCCAGCCGAUGACGGCCCCCAAUGGGCUUUGCUAUUUUCCAGAGGCCAGCUGCGGCAACGAAGAUUUCUGGUGCUGCGCUGUCUCAGAGCCUGUGGCGCACGCAGCCGACAGGGGCAUGCAGCUGAACACCCUCUAUUGCAUCAUAGCGAUCAUUCUCACCUGGUACCUCCCCAGGUUGUGCCGAAGCUUGUACCAUCGCCUCCGACAGCUCAUCUUUGGCAAGGAUCCGGAUCUCGACGAGGCAAGUGAGGAAGAGCCCACUGAGCCAACGGAGCCCACGGAGCAGCCGGAGCCCUCGAGCUGCGUUGUACGCGUGCUGCGCAUAGUGGGCGCUUUGGCUCUCACAGCCGUGGUCGCCACAGAGGUUUACAUGUUGAUCAUGGUGGCAAACGUCACACAGCUUGGCCUGUCAGUGCCAGAAAGGAACUCAAUGCUGGCAGCAGAUGCUUUCCUGGUGCCGCUCGUUGAGAUCUUCCAGUUCUUGGAGGAUGUCGUCGCAGUCAAAAUCAGCGCCGCCAUGGCUGUUGGUGAAAUCCAUCUUGUUCGGCCUAUCUUAGUAAUGGGCGUGGUGGGCGGGUUGAUCUGUGGGACUGCAGCGGCGUCCAUCGCCACAUUGAUAUGUACCUGGUCGGAGGGCCUUCAAUGGAUCUUGGCCCCGUACUCCGUGCAUGACUCCUACGUGCAGUGCCCCUUGGUGCCACAGGGCUCAGCAGCGGCAGACCUGGCUCGGACGUACUUGCUGCUACAAGUGUGGACUUGGCCCGUGGCCUUUGCCACCCGCGCCAUCAGAGGCUUUCUGUUUGGUAGUGGGGACAUCGUGGUUGGUAUGGUGGUCCUUGGAAUGGCCAAUGGCUUGGUGACCAUCGGAGGGAUCUACAUGUUCUUUGUCCCGCGCCCUUCAUUGGAGAGGCUAGGCUGGAUCAAUUUUGCCAGCUCAUUUGCAUCAUUUGCGAUCCUUCUGGUUAUGUUUGUAGUACGCCGCGACCUGCGCAAACGCUACAACCUCGUCCUUCGCGUCCAGCCGUCAGAUGCUGAGGCUGCGGCAAGCAGGCUUCCCGAGUUCUCCGUGCGCUCUUUGUGGAAGGACGCGUCGCGCGAAGGUUUCCUGGCGAUGGUCUUGGACGUGGCAGCCCAGAUGUCGGCAACCAUCGGGAUCUACACGGCUGGUGUGACACUGGGCCUUGGCGCGAUGUACCAAAUCAGCUCACUACAGGCCGCUUUCCCUCAGUAUGGGUUGGCAUGGAUUUGGGGGCUGACCUACGUACUGCGGCUCCACGGUACGCAGCUGGUAUCUCAGGGAGAAUAUGAGCUGUUCCGGGGCCUAUUUCGAACGGCCGUAAUGUAUUCUUUCUUGCUCAUCCUGGCUGUCGCAGCAUCGGUGAUCCCCUACGGGGAGGCUUUGUCUUUCCACCAGGCGGAACAAGCCUGCGAGUACGCCUCGAAUCUUGCUUGCCUGCCUCACUACGAGCAUAUUUUCGGCGGUGGAGGUUCGGGAGGCGACUCGCUUCAGCAGAGCUUCAUGCGGUUCUUUGUGCCAGUGCUGAUCGCCCGAUGUUUUUACCAGGUGUUUAAGGCCGGAAUGUAUGUGUGCUUGGACUGGACCUUCAUGGCCCGAGUGGGCUGCACAUGUUUUGUGGUCGUCUUCGUGCCGGCGAUCCUGAUUGCAGUUUGGGGCCUCGGUACUCCCUCCUCCAUUCUCGUUGCGAUGUAUCUGCCCUGGCUUGCCAUGGCCGGGACGUUCAUGUUGCGGACACGGCACAACAUCAAAAAGAUGCUGAAGGGACUUUCGGGGCCAUGGGACAAGGGCCCUGGGGCCUCCAGUGAGUCCGAAAGUGAGGACUUCGAGGCGAACGCCAUAGAUGCCGAGGUAACCACACCCGCGCCGCCGGGCUCCUAUGACUUCGACCUCUUCGUCUUGGGAGGAGGGAGCGGCGGCUGCGCCGCCGCGCUGGAAGCUUCGAGGGACAAGACGAAGAAGAUCGCUGUUGCUGAUUUUGUCAAGCCUUCGCCACAGGGAACCACAUGGGGCGUCGGCGGCACCUGCGUAAAUGUGGGCUGCAUCCCCAAGAAGCUCAUGCACAUUGCAGCAACGAAGAAAGAGGACAUCCAUGACCUGGCGAGCUACGGCUUCAAGCAGAAGUCGGAUGGAGGUGAGGUCGAUGUGACCCACGACUGGCAAGUGAUGUGCCAGGGCAUCCAAGGCUACAUCAAGGAGUCGCUCAAUAUGGGAAUGCUCGACGGCUUCCUAGCGAACGGCAUCACAUACUACAACAAGUACGCCACCCUCAAGGACCGCCACACCAUUCAACUGGACGAUGGCCAGGGUGGAGUUGAAACCGUGACUGCCAACUAUAUCAUGCUGGCGGCCGGCGGGCGCCCCAACAACGGAGGAUACCCAGGCUAUUGCAACUACUUGCUAAAGUGGCGGCACUACAAGGACAUCGCGGGCCACCCCGAUGCUGAAGGGGGCGAGGGUGACGGCGAAGGUGAAAUGGAUUUCCCCGUUCCGGGUGAGCGUGAAGCCCAACACGUGUCCGCGUGGGUGCAGGAGUUUUCCAACAUAAUCGAGCUACAGCUGGGCCUGCUCCACCGCAUUGCGGCAAGCGGCCUGUGUGGCGAUGAGGUGUCGUCCUGCAACCUGGGCACCGAAAUUCCAGGUGCUUUACUACGUGCCCAGCCGCAGCAGGUGCCGAGAAAGAGUGAGCCGGGUAAGGCUGACUUACCAGACUUGCUGCCCACCAGCAACCUCUCCUUUUCGCACAAGGGAAGCAUGGGAAGCCAACCCAGUAUGGCAGCCAUCAGUGAGGAGAAGGUUACCAUGGAACGCCUUGAAUCUGAUGUCUUCGGUAGUUCAGCAUCAGAGCAGCUCCGUACCCUGCGCAGAUCACUGGAUGAAUCUUUUAAGAAGGAGCAGGUGCAGAUAUUCGUGGAGGGUUUGUUGAACCCAGACUGGAUCGGCAAGCUUACUUGGGACUUUCUUGUUAUGUUCCUGGUGCUGAUGGAUGCCAUGAUCUUGCCUUUCCAGCUUACCUUCAAAGAAAACGCAACGGGAUCGGAUGAAUUCGACGUAGCAUGGCUAUGGAUUACUACGGUGGUUUUUGCCUCAGACAUCAUCGCGACGUUCAACACCGCAUGCAUUGCACCACAACUGCCACCUGGCACCUUUGAAACAAGCAGAUGCCAAAUCGCGAAGCAGUAUCUUCGGGGCUGGUUCACCAUAGACUUCGGAAGCACGAUCCCCUGGGCACAGAUUUCAGAGGCGAUUUUUGCAAAUGCGUCUUCUUCCUCCCUGACACGGCUUACCAGAGUGGUGAAGUUGAUCCGGCUGUUGCGGUUGAUGCGGAUGCUUCGCUUGGCCAAAUUGGCCGUGAUCUGGGACAAGAUAGAGGCCAAAAUCGGCUCGAUAUUCCUGAUCCAGUGCAUUUCGCUCCUCAGAGUGUUAGGAGUUGUGGUGGCCAUGUGCCAUUGGAGUGCCUGCUUGUUUUGGCUUGUGGGGUUGCCGACCAACCUUUUCACCGAGCUGAUGUCCGAUGAAGCACAAGCACAGUUCCUGUAUCUCCUGGGGCCUCACUGGACAACCGUGUGGAGAAGACAUGAUGUGGAUUCCAUGCCGUGGCGUUGGCUGGAUCGGAGCAUGUCAGAGACUUACAUCUUUUGCUUCUACUGGACGCUGGGUGUGAUGCGGACGAUGCCAGCAGAGGUUACGCCGGUAAACCUGCCGGAGAGGGUGUUCGUGUUGAUAUUCAUGUUCUUUGCCUUGUCAGCUUUCGCCAUCUGCAUCUCGAUGAUCACACAGGCCUUCUUCAAGAUCUCCGAGCGCCGAAGGGCCUUCCAUGAGGAAUUCGCAGCUGUCCGCCUCCACCUGCGAAGUUCGAAGGUGAAUGAGCAGGUCCAGGAAAGGGUGAAAACCUACCUGAAGUACCUGUUCAACAGGCGUCGCAUCCAGGCCAAGGAGGCCAACUUGAUGAACCAGCUCCCCCAGGACAUCAAGAUGCAAGUUGUUCAGUGCCAGGUGCUGCAGCAAGUUGACAAGUUGCCUGCCGUGAACAACCUCCGACGUUCCAUCCGCCUCAAGGUUUGCGAAAUUGCGCACACCUGUGACAUCAUGGCUUGGGAGACGGUCGUUCAGGAAGGGCAGCCUGCAGAGGCAGCCUGGGUCCUCGUGGCCGGUCGGGUGCAGCGAGCGGUACUUGAUGUACUUGAUGAGGCUUCGCCCGCGACCCAGGCGUACAUGUACCCCAAAGUGGUUGAUGCCGAGACACUGGACAGCGAAGAGGUCGCGGUGUCUCACUCAACAGUCAUGGCCCUCGAGACGACGGAGAUGAUCAAGAUCGACAAAGUCCGGUUCUUUGAAAUUUUGAAGGAGCACUCGUCAGACCCAUCCCAGAAGCUUGGAGGACAACAUGGACAGAAGAGGCAGCUAUCUCGUGCCAGCGUAUGCAUGACGCUCAGCGAGGUGGAUCACGAUCGAAACGAUCAGCGGGUUGCCGCCGCUGCUGUGAUUUCCGCAGCUUAG